AGUCCAGACCAGGUGCCAUAUUAAGUAACAUCGUUUUUCACUCAAAAACAUUUCUUUGUUUUUUUAUCUUAGCUCGAAAAAUACCAAAAAUAGGGUCAGAAAUGUCGAGAACAAGAAGAGCUUCGCAUGCUGGUAGUUGGUAUUCUAAUAAUCGUGAUGAAUUGAAUAAUCAACUUGGUGAUUGGUUGUCGAAAGCUGGUAAAGUUCAUCAUCCGGCAAGGGCAAUAAUAGCUCCACACGCUGGCUAUUACUACUGCGGAGCUUGCGGGGCUCAUGCUUAUAAACAAGUCAAUCCAGAGAAAAUCAAGAGAAUAUUUAUUCUUGGUCCAUCUCACCACGUUCGCCUUUUGGGUUGUGCACUUUCGUCUGCUCAAUAUUAUCAAACGCCUCUAUACAAUCUAGACAUUGACUUGGACAUGAAUGAUGAGUUGUUAGCAACUGGAAAAUUUGAGAGAAUGUCUCAAGAUACCGAUGAAGAUGAGCAUAGUUUGGAAAUGCAUCUUCCAUAUAUAGCCAAAGUGAUGUCUGCUAAACAAGGAAAAUUUAAAAUUGUACCGGUGCUCGUCGGUUCACUCUCAACUCAAAAAGAGAAGGAAUACGGCGAACUAUUCGCUAACUAUCUCGCUGAUCCAGAAAACUUUUUCGUGAUUAGUUCAGACUUUUGCCAUUGGGGUGAUAGAUUUAAUUAUAAGCAUUAUGAUAAGUCCAAAGGUGAAAUAUGGCAAAGCAUCGAAGCUCUGGAUAGAACUGCUAUGGAUCUUAUUGAAAAACUGGAUCCACCGGCUUUUAGCGAUUACCUCAAGAAGUACAACAACACUAUAUGUGGACGUCAUCCAAUAGGAAUUUUGCUUAACUCGGUGUAUGCUUUAGGACAAGUUAACGGGCAUGAGUUAUCUUUGAAGUUUACUAAAUACGCUCAAUCAAGUCAGUGUAGAAAUAUGAAAGACUCAUCAGUAAGCUACGCAUCAGCUUCACUCACAAUCACUUCUCACCCAUGA
Messenger RNA from Dimorphilus gyrociliatus, 998 nucleotides. NCBI's taxonomy places the organism in Eukaryota, Metazoa, Annelida, Polychaeta, Dinophilidae. The record is from the annotation of a GenBank genome assembly.